CGAGCAGAUCGGGGCGCAGCCAGCAAAGGCUGGUCGUCUCUCGCGGCCACGGCCAGGCGGCUUCAAAAGUCGCACUGCUUCGCAAGAAAUAUGGUUCUGUUUCGCCUCCUCGGAUUUUUGCCUAUCAUCCAUUGCCAACCUACAAUCCAACCCAUCCACAAUCCAUCGACAGUCGUUGCCGCGGCAGGUUAUUUGCUUUGCAACUUGUGAAAAUGGCGCCAAACGAUCAAGAUCCAAGCAAUCAGACAUUCCCACGGACAAAUACAGGUUUGUCAUAUACGUCGAUCAAACGGUCGGCAACCAACUUCCUGCACCUCGAAAGGACACCGCCAAAGCCGAAGCCUGUUACGCAGAGUUUCCCUUGUUAUCGAUUGCCAUGGGACACGUUGCGGACCUGGCUGGAGAGGCAGUUUCCAGGCCACACAUUCGAACGACGGGUUAGUGACGACCACUUCAUCUUCCAAACUCCCAGGGAAUUGACAGAUGGAGAACGGGCCGCAAUCUUGGACGAGAGGGACCAGUAGUACGAUUCCUCGACAGGUGCGGAACUCGGCGCUUGGUGGCCAAGUCUGGGCCCUGCUGGCACCUCGUGGCAACCGCGGAUUUGGUCCGACAUGGCGCCCGUGAUGCUCGGGCUGUGCCACCGGCAUGGGCGUGGAACAGUCAAUCUCAAGAGGCAGGCAGACUUGCAAACAGCACUGCCUGGUCUAUAUGUUUUCCAAUAUAUCAGCAUCCUCUUUGCAGUCGGUGAUCUUUCUCUGCUCCUCGGCUUCCAAGAUGCUUUUGUUUUUCUCGCUGUAAUUGCUCCAGCCAAGAAAGCCGUGCCAUUGAGACCUCCUUUCCCUCGCGAAGCCCUAAAAGAAUGGUCAUCAGCCUGACCCCUGAAUUUGAGGCAUCAUGUGCAGACAACCAGAAUUACCCAAUAAAUCUGGUGUACAAGAGCGCCUCUCUGUUCAAGCUCAGAUCUUUCAAGACACAGCUGGAUGAAGCUUCAACAAACCUCUUCUCGACGAGCGACCCCGGUGCAGAUGUUAGAUUUCUGGACUCGGCGCCACAACAGACACCUGGAACUCAGGCUGGACCUCGGAAUCAUGACUUCCAAGAGUUUAUUAUCAAUGGUGAUGCGACACUCCGUGGCCACCUAGGCAAUACAAUUUCAAGAGAUCCGCAGACUGGGACUCGGACGGGGCACCUGGCGACGAAGGAGGAUCCAAUAUGUCGGUUCAUCUUCAUAUGGGCUGCCCAUUCGAGAGCGAAGCUGAAGAUAACCCGCCUGAUGCUGGCACGGAUAUUGAGCUAUUUCCAGGUCAUGCAAGGCUAUCUCCACUUCGUUUCGGUCUUUGGUCAACAGUCGCUGCCUUACAACACACGAUUCAGUGGCUUUCGCUCAGAAACGGUGAUUUCUGCCCCUGCUCCGGGGUGCGAGAUGCCGGACUUGAAAAGGAGUGGGCGCCAGUACCAACUUUGCUACAAUCUCAAGUCUGUGGCGUGCACUUCUCCCGUCACAGAGCCAACGAGGACGAAACAAUGGUCUAUUCGACAAGUCGCUCCUUACCAUCGUUUUGAUGUGGUGUUCGGGACGGCAUUGUGGCUCAUCACCAAAGGUGAUCUUUUAAUGGAAGAGUACAUCAGGGAUUUGGUCGGGCCGCAAGGACGUCUUCAGGACAGAUCGUUUGGAAGCCCUUCUGAAUGUUUCGUAUCCAGCCUUGCAGUGCAUCUACUGUUUGUCAGUUGGGCAGCGGAGGGGUGGACCGCAUAUCUUCGAUGGCUCGAGGAAGUAGUUGAUUCGGAGACCAAAAUUGCCGUCAUUGGGCCACGAGGCUUUGGGGACGGUCGGCGUGAGUAUAAGCCGGAGGACCUACAGAGGGUUCAACAAUUCGAGGAGAAAGCAAACGAAGCCACCAUGGUCUUAGAAGGAAACAUUGAUGUACUUACAUCGCUCCGUGGCUACUACGAAGAGCUCCUCCACCACCGGGACUUUGACCUGAAAGCUUCAUGCGCUCAAGAGAUUGGGACAUUCGCGACCCAGGUCAAUGAUGCCGUCUAUGAGACCAGGAUGCAUGUCUCGCGAGCCAAGCUCCUCUUGCGCAUCAUCUCAGACCGAAAAUCACUGGUCCUUCAACAUCUGCAGACCCAGGCUGCAGAGAAGAUGGAAAUCAUGACCGUGUUGGCUCAAAAGGAAGCCAUUGCGAUGCGCGUCAUCACCGUGGUCACGCUGAUCUAUCUUCCAGCAACAUUUGUCUCGACCUUUUUCAGCACCGACGUUGUGAAAUACCAGAACCAGGACGAUGCUUCAGGCGCAAGCUUUUCCGAACUGGCCAUGCUGAGAUGGAUUCAAGUCACACUUCCACUGACCUUUGUGACCUUGAUCGGAGGAUGGUGCUUUUACAAGCGAUCCCAGAGAAGGCAACACGAGCGUCUGCCUUUCUACGCACCCCUGGAGCUCAAGCAAACGUGAGGCAAACACAGACGCCCUUCUUACAUGGUCUCAGCACCAAAAUGAGGUUUUGGUCGGUGUAAAUAGUUGGAUGGAGAAUCUAGAUCUCAUAACGUCGGCUGCUUUCCUCAUG
This is a messenger RNA of Cladophialophora immunda, 2570 nucleotides long. RefSeq lists its product as uncharacterized. Lineage: Eukaryota; Fungi; Ascomycota; Eurotiomycetes; Chaetothyriales; Herpotrichiellaceae. The record is from RefSeq and is a predicted model, not a curated record. Bases 863 to 2458 code for a protein of 531 amino acids. The transcript is spliced from 8 exons.